CUAACCCCGGCGCUGGAGCUGCUUUGACGCCGGCUGCAACAACCGUUCUCCUCUCGUAGCAGCAUGGUUGGUCCGGCUCCGGCCAUUUGCACCUGGGCCUCCUGCGGGCCUUUCAACUUCCUGAGAACCUUUCGGGUCCGGUGGUCGGAGAUCUCGCGAGUGCUCCCGACCUCUAUUCUUUCGCGAGAUCACCUCUCCUCCUCCGUGUUGUCUCCUGGGCAACUGCAGAGAUCUCGCGAGCUUCUCUUCUCCGACGCGGAGGCUCACUGAGGUCUAUGGCGCCGAUGUCUUAACAUAUCGCGAGUUUUACCUCUUUGGCUUCAGACAUAGCCUUUUAGGGACCCUGGAAUUUAGCGAGAAUACCUUUUUCCGUAAUACAACUCCAUCCUACCCUCCCUUGUUUUUUCUGCCUUGCGCGACAGUCAGUCCUAAAUAUCCCUUGUAGCCCAGACCGCUCUUUCGCCCGGAACUCUCGAGCACGCAGCCCGAUCCCUUGAAAGCCAGAUUCGGACUACGUUUCCCGUGAGCACUCACAGCCCACGCCCCGCCCCCUACCCGCUCAGGGUUUGAUCUCUGUGGACGGUGGCCGGAGAGAGACAAUGGUUUCCAUGUCAGCGGAUAAACGCGCUCACCAGGGGGAAAAGAGGUAGUGAGGGAGAGCGUACUGAGGAGCGACGAAGCAACCGGAGAUGCUGGUGGCCGAUAGUGCAAGAGCCAGGCCGCGCCGCGGCCUCGUGGCCGGGCCCGACUUUGAGUUUUUCCUGCGUCGCUAUUUCACGCCAGCGGAGGUGGCCCAACAUAACCGGCCGGAAGACCUCUGGGUGUCUUACCUGGGAUCUGUGUACGACCUGACGCGGUUGGCUCAGGAGUACAAGGGAGACCUGCUGCUAAAACCCAUCAUAGAAGUCGCGGGCCAGGACAUCAGCCACUGGUUCGAUCCGAAGACCAGAGAUAUCCGCAAGCACGUGGACCCGCUGACCGGCACCCUGAGAUACCGCACCCCCUGGGGCCGCUUUCUGCACGUCCCGCCGCAGCUGCCCCGUUCCGAUUGGGCCAAUGAUUUCGGGAAGCCCUGGUGGCAGGGGUCGCGUUAUCACGUGGGGCGGCUGGCCGCUAAGACCCGGACCAUCCGCAUCGUUAACACGCUCACAUCGCAGGAGCACACACUGGAGUUAAAGCGACGUGCUUUCGAGAACCCGAGCCAAGCAGCUGUCCUAGCGCCGGCCCGGGGCCUGUGCCUCCGGGAGGGGCCCACAGCCGCCCCUCUUCUCCAGCCUCCUGCCUCGGUGUCUCCUGCCAGAAACCCCCUCUCCUCACCCAGUCACUCUCCAGGUCACUCCCAGCUCCUGAAUGUCCCCGCAACCCGUCCUGUCGCCCCGCACCGCAGUCUGGGUGAGCUCUGGGGACCAAACCAAGGCCUCUGACUGUCCUCCUUCAGAUUCUUCAGUGGCUUCCGGUUGCUUUGGGAAUAAAGCCCUCUAAGUCCAAAGACGCUGUGUAAACCGGCCUCUGCCCACCUUGCACGUCUCACCUUGGUUCCCUGUCGUUCCCGGGGUGUCUCCCAGUCCAUAAGAUGUCUGCCUGCCCCAGGGCCCUCGCACAUACUGUUCCCUCUGCCUGCACACCCAUCUCCCACCUAGCUGAAUCCCGAAUGGGUCUUCCUCGGGACAGUGUCUCUGAUUUCUUGGUGUUGAACGCGAGACUCCCUGUUAGAUCAUUUCUUAGAAGCACAUACAUUUGAGUACUUCUUACAAUUUAAACUUUUAAAAUCAUGGAUGUAGUUGGCCGGCUGGCAGCUAGAGAGUAGAGACCACGGAUGUCCAUCCUGUUAACCGCCGUGUUCCCAGUGCUGGACACACAGUCGCUGCCCAAUAAAUUUUGAUGCAAUGACCUCAAA
Molecule: messenger RNA, 1897 nt
Organism: Suricata suricatta (meerkat)
Lineage: Eukaryota; Metazoa; Chordata; Mammalia; Carnivora; Herpestidae
Product: cytochrome b5 domain-containing protein 1
Exons: 4
Coding region: 690-1424 (244 amino acids)
Source: RefSeq, a predicted model, not a curated record